GCCGGCCGAGCCGCUAUAACCCGCGCUCCCGGGGCCGCUCCACACCGUGCCACGCCGCCCGCCGCAGAGCCGUUUUUCCCCCGCGGCCCGUCUCCCCGGUUAGCGCUGCCCUUCCUGCCCGUGGGGUCUGGGAGACACUUUGUUUCUUUACUUAUUAUUAUUACUACGAGUUCUGACCGACGGACACAGCCCGCCGGAGACGCCGUGGUUUGCAGAGCGGGCCCCGGAGCAGAAGCGCCGAGGCGGCCUCAGGGCCAGUGCACCGCCAAGGACAAAAGGAGCCCCGCGCCGCCGGCUGCACCCGGUUUCCCCCCCAGGCUCAGCAUGAAGAAGGCGGAGAUGGGAAGGUUCAGCAUUUCCCCGGAUGAGGACAGCAGCAGCUACAGUUCGAAUAGCGACUUCAACUACUCCUACCCCACCAAGCAAGCAGCUCUGAAAAGCCAUUAUGCAGAUGUGGAUCCCGAAAACCAGAACUUUUUACUUGAAUCCAAUUUGGGAAAGAAGAAAUACGAAACAGACUUUCACCCAGGUACUACUUCCUUUGGGAUGUCUGUAUUUAAUCUGAGCAAUGCGAUUGUGGGCAGUGGAAUCCUUGGGCUUUCUUAUGCCAUGGCUAAUACGGGAAUUGCUCUUUUUAUAAUCCUCUUGACAUUUGUGUCAAUAUUUUCCUUGUAUUCUGUUCAUCUCCUCUUGAAGACUGCCAAUGAAGGAGGAUCUUUAUUGUACGAACAAUUGGGACAUAAGGCAUUUGGACUUUUUGGAAAGCUAGCGGCCUCUGGGUCAAUUACUAUACAGAACAUUGGAGCCAUGUCAAGCUACCUCUUCAUAGUGAAAUAUGAAUUACCUUUGGUGAUCCAGGCAUUAAUGAACAUUGAAGAUAAAAAUGGAGUUUGGUAUCUGAACGGGGACUACCUGGUCCUGCUGGUGUCCUUGGUGCUCAUUCUUCCUUUGUCGCUGCUGAGAAACUUAGGAUAUUUGGGAUAUACCAGUGGUCUGUCCUUGUUGUGUAUGGUGUUCUUUCUGAUUGUGGUAAUUUGCAAGAAAUUUCAGAUCCCUUGUCCUACAGAAGAUGGUUCGAUACUUAAUGAAACCAUGAACAGCACCUUAGCCUUGGCACCUUACCUGGCAUCCAACGUGACUAACGCUGGUUCUUGCCAACCACGUUAUUUUAUCUUCAACUCACAGACUGUCUAUGCUGUGCCGAUCCUGACAUUUUCCUUCGUUUGUCAUCCUGCUGUCCUUCCCAUCUACGAAGAGCUGAAAGGCCGCAGCCGCAGGAGGAUGAUGAGUGUGUCAAAGAUUUCCUUCUUUGCCAUGUUUCUGAUGUAUCUGCUCGCUGCUCUCUUUGGAUACCUGACAUUUUAUGAACACGUGGAGUCAGAAUUGCUUCAUACCUACUCUUCUGUCAUGAAAACUGAUGUUCUUCUUCUUGUUGUCCGGUUGGCCGUGUUGAUGGCUGUCACCCUGACAGUACCAGUAGUUAUUUUCCCAAUCCGGAGUUCCAUAACUCACUUACUGUGUGCAGCAAAAGAUUUCAGCUGGUGGCGUCACAGUCUGAUUACAGUGUCUAUUUUGGCGUUCACCAAUCUGCUUGUCAUCUUUGUCCCUACCAUCAGGGACAUAUUUGGCUUCAUUGGUGCAUCGGCAGCUGCGAUGCUGAUUUUCAUUCUUCCAUCCGCCUUCUACAUCAAGUUAGUGAAGAAAGAGCCCAUGAGAUCUGUGCAAAAGAUUGGGGCUGUGUUCUUCCUGAUGAGUGGCGUGGUGGUGAUGAUCGGGAGCAUGGCCCUGAUUGUUUUGGAUUGGGUACACGAUGCCUCUGCAGGCGGCCAUUAAUUGGCCCCAUCAAACUGAUAGUCCAUCUGCCGCCGCUGGUGUUGAGUCUACACUCGACUAUGAAAUGCCACCUGUUUUCAGUUCACUUCCUUCCGAAGUGCAGAUUCCUCGCUGGUCCUUCUGGAUGCAGAAUAAGUGAACUUUGCUUUCUUUUUGUUUUUUUUUUAAAAGAAGCUUAUCUGUAUGUUAGGAAUGGAUAUUGAUACAAAACCACGAGUCUUGGGUUAAGGGAAGUGACAAUUUAUUCCAUUCCAGAGAAUGGACAAACUUUAACUUUUAUCAAGCCACAUGUUUGGCUGUGUCAUUGUUUAACUUGGAUAUUUUAUGAUUUUACUUGAAUGUGCCUAACGGAACCAUUCGAUGUGAGAAACAAUUCUUAAUUUUCAGCAAAGUAUUGAAAUAAGCGUUGAGAAAAACACUUAUUUUUUUGUACCAAAAAUACUAAAAGACCUCAGAAGCACUAUUUUACUUUGAAGAAAUUGCUUUUUUUGAACUUUAUCCAGAACCAGUUGUCAAUAAACUCGGUAAAAAUAAUUUCAUUGAUAUUUUAAAAUGAAUAUUAGUAUUAUAAAAUUAUUUGCCUUUUUUGUAGGCAUUAUAAGCCAAAUACUUUUUUACCCAAAAUCAUUUUAGGGAAAAUGAUAAUGUAAAAUUGCAUCAUGAAUUAGCAUCCUUUUUUCUUUUUUUUUUUCAUUCAGACUUCAUUAAAGAAUAAUUGGUUAUUGCUGCACCAAAUCAGGUGAACUCUGUUCAUCACUUUCUUUGGCCCCAGGUAAUUGGUUCAUUAAAAUUAAAAUAUUUAGGUCUUCAAUCUAUUAGAAUGCAAAACAGUGCAGGUAUUUCUGUGAGAAAUGAAAACUCAUUUUGAGGUACCAAGUAGUGCAAUUGGGUAAAACAGGGUUCGUUCAGUUGGCCCUGUCCCCGGAGGUGUGUUAGCAGCUCUGGGUCUGUUUUGGGGCCAGCCCUUUUGAAACAUUGCUUCCAGCAGUGAAAAAUGGGCAUUUGAUGGCAACAGGCCAAAACUGUUCUACAGAGUACAACUUUUCAAAAUGCUCGUGUACUGGAAGUGUGAUUUACUUGACACUAUGUGGCUUAGUUGUGUUCGUGUUCUGUCUGCAGUAGAGGUCUAAUCCGUAGGCUACACACCAGUACCGGUGUACUGCACGUAAAAGACUUGCACUGGAUCGUCAUCUCAUUCUUGUACAAUGCAGAAUUAUUUGUUUACAUCGAACAAAUGAUUAGUUAGGGAAAACAGUGCGACUUGAUUGCACUUUGUUUUUGGUCCAAGGGCAUGCUAACCUUUCCAUGUCAGUUCCACUUAGAGAUGAAAACCUUACAUUGACGCUUGGCUUUAAGAGCACAUUUAUUGUAUGUUACAGUGUAUGGUGACUAUAUUAUUAAAUAAUGUGGUACUUUGCUCAUCAGGCACAAUGUCUAAAAUCUCAUAGACAUAAUUCCAUUAUGUGGUUGAGGGAAGCAAUCGGCCAUCUAGUUCUUCAGGUUUUCUCUUGAACUGAGCAUUUCUAGCUUGAGGCAAGGGCCAGAAAUGCGGAGACAAGGUUUUCGUUACACAUUCUUGUAUUAUCUAUGUGACUAAAUUUAUAGGCAAGAUGUUUCUGCUAUUAAAGACCCUUACAGAACUGGAAGACGUCUUGUAGUGCUCCAUAGGACAAAACCAGUGGUCUGUUUUUGUUCCUACGAAGAUGAAAUCAUUGGGGACCACCACCUAGAACAGGCAGUGUGAAGACAACUCUACCGCCUGCUUUCACUUAAUUCAGAUUUCAGAACCUCACCUGUAGUUCAAACCAAGAAUCUGCACUCAUGCUUCAGUUCCUGGAGAGAGUUGAUGAGACCAGCCAGGAAUUCUGAGAAACAAGCUGUUUCCUACAGUUCACCUCUUUUUGUAUUGGAAAAAUUACCAUGGCAACCAGGAAGGAGUGAAGAAAAGAAUCUUAACAGCCAAUCAGCAUGGGGAGAGUCCCCAGACUUUUUAUAGAUGCUGUUUAAGAUUCAAAGUCAAUUUCUAGGCCAAAUCCCAAUGCUUGGAGCUCUUACCUGCCUUGAGGUUCCUAAACAGUGAAUUCCCAUUAAUGAGCAGUCUUCAGUAUUAAAACCACUGUCUUGUCACCUCAUUUUGCAUUACUGUCUUCCGUGGAUGUUUCAGUUAUGACUGUAAUGUUAUUUAUAGAGCAGCAUCAAUUCAUUAAAGCUAACCUAUUUUUCAAUAUUUAUGAUAAACUGUACAUACAUUGUCCAUAUGUAUUUGUAAAUAGGUUGUAUAUAGUGUCAGGAUUGGGUCUUGGGUUCAAAUGUAUAUAUUCCUGUAAGUUUCUUAACUGCAUUUUGAUGAAUUCACAUUAUAUAUAAGCCCCCAAAGUACCUGUACAGAGAAUUCAAUAUAAAAAAUUGACAUUGUGUAUAAAUACUAAACAUUUACAAUACUUGUUUAAAUUGUAUUUGCAAUAAACUGGUUGGACAUCAAAUUUUUUUCAUGAAAACUUGGUGCAAGUUCAGAUCUCUUAAGUUUUAAAUGAGGUCUGAAAUUUCAAAAUGCAGUAGUUAUCAACAUGCUAAAACGGUGUUGAAUGUGAGCUCAUGUAGUGAAAGACCUUUGAGAGUCUUGGUCUGUACAUAGUAUAAAUAUCCCGCUGUACUGUCAGGCCAACAACUCCAGUAUGGCUUGUUGGCAAGGAGUGUUACACCAGUUUCAGUGAAACAAUGUUGUUUUAAUGGAACUAAAAUAAAUACAUGCUUAAUCCUGA
Molecule: messenger RNA, 4595 nt
Organism: Nannospalax galili (Upper Galilee mountains blind mole rat)
Lineage: Eukaryota; Metazoa; Chordata; Mammalia; Rodentia; Spalacidae
Gene: Slc38a2
Product: solute carrier family 38 member 2
Exons: 16
Coding region: 325-1833 (502 amino acids)
Biological process (GO): L-glutamine transport; amino acid transmembrane transport
Molecular function (GO): L-glutamine transmembrane transporter activity
Source: RefSeq, a predicted model, not a curated record